Zootoca vivipara (common lizard) is the source of this 2558-nucleotide messenger RNA. The record is from RefSeq and is a predicted model, not a curated record. NCBI's taxonomy places the organism in Eukaryota, Metazoa, Chordata, Lepidosauria, Squamata, Lacertidae.
GGUGAGAGUGUGCGGAGAGAGCAUUGGGAGCGGACGUACGAGUGUUUUUCUUUCAUUCAGAAGGACAUCGUGAUCUGGAAGAACUUAAGUGGGAAGAACUUAAGAUCCAGCUCACGUCAAGCACCUUUAAGACACAUCUACUUCAGUUGGAGUGUUUUGUUUAUCUGGAGGCCAAGUCCGGUGCUUGACGAUUUAGGCAUGAAUUACUCACGAUUCAUUACUGCAGUCAGUGCUGCAAGAACACCAUCUCCGAUAAGGCUUCUCACUGAAUUGAUGCAGAGGUCUCCUCCGUCGCUGAUUUCUCUGGCUGGAGGGGCACCAAACCCCAAUACUUUCCCCUUCAAAACUGCUAGCAUUACCAUUGGAGAUGGAACAACGGUUGAAAUUGGGGGAGACUUGAUGAAGAGAGCUCUCCAGUAUUCAGCCUCUGCGGGCAUUCCAGAGCUAUUGUCCUGGCUGAAGGAUUUGCAGAAGAGUCUUCACAACCCUCCAACUGUUGAGUAUCAGCCUGAAAAGGGGCAAAUGGAGUUGUGUGUCACCACCGGCAGUCAAGAAGGGUUGAGUAAAAUAUUUGAAAUGCUGAUUAAUCCUGGAGACACGGUUCUUUUAGAUGCGCCCACCUAUCCCGGGACCCUGGCAGCUGUGAGACCCCUCUCAGUUAAGUUCUUGUGAACGACUGGGGUUGCAGCGCUCAUUGUCAAUGUUCCUAGUGACCAACAUGGCAUUAUUCCAAAAGCCCUGAAAGAAGUUCUUUCCAGGUGGAGUCCAGAAGAUGCCAAGAAACCUAACAGGAGCCUCCCCAAAUUUCUCUACACAAUUCCUAACGGUGGCAAUCCUACUGGAGCCUCACUGACGACAGACCGCAAAAAAGAUAUCUAUCAGCUUGCAAGACAAUAUGAUUUCCUCAUAAUAGAAGAUGAUCCAUAUUACUUCCUUCAGUUUGAUAAGCCUUGGGCUCCAACAUUUCUUUCCAUGGAUAUUGAUGGUCGAGUUAUCAGGACGGACUCUUUCUCUAAGAUCCUCUCAUCUGGACUAAGGAUAGGGUUUCUAACUGGUCCCAAGCCUCUCAUCGACAGAGUUAUUCUGCAUAUUCAGGUUUCCACAAUGCACACCAGUACUUUCACACAGCUUAUGAUAGCCCAGCUUCUUCAACAAUGGGGGCAAAAAGGUUUCCUGGACCACGUAGAUGGUGUAGUGGACUUUUACAAGAAGCAGCGGGAUGUGAUGCUUGUGGCAGCAGAUAAGUGGCUAAAAGGCCUAGCAGACUGGCAUUCACCUGCAGCGGGAAUGUUUCUAUGGAUGAAAAUCAAGGGAGUUUCUGAUACACAAGAGCUGAUCAUGAAGAAAGCUUUGGAGAAACAAGUGCUGCUGGUUCCUGGAAGAGCGUUUAACAUUAACAGCUCCGAUCCCAGCUCUUACGUCAGAGCUUCCUUCUCGCUGUCUUCUCCGAGCCAGAUUGAUCAGGGUUUUCAGAGGUUGGCUGAGCUCAUCAAAGAAGCCUUAUGAUUUUACCAAACGGAAAGUCCUAGAUAAGCUAAAGAAUCUACGGUAGAAACUCCGGCCUUUUCAAACACAUUGGGGUUUCCCAACUGUCCACAGCAGGGAGAGCCUUUGUGGGGGACCUUCAGAUGUUGUUCGACUAUAACUCCCAUCAGCUCCAGUCACCAAUAGCCCAUUGGUUGAUGGGAGUUGUAGGGCAACAUCUGGCGGGCAUCCCAUUGGCUACCUGUGGUCUGCAGAGUAUGCUAUGACAUAAAAUGCACACCUUUCCCCUCAUGGGGGUGCUGCUGUUUUCAGGCUGUCCACAGCAGAUAAUAAGGUGCUCACCUGAUCUCCAUCCAAUGGAGUCGCUGCAGCAUGAGAGCGGGAGGUGUGCAAUGGCAAGGUUGGUGCAGUGUAAAUUUUCCAGUGGAGCCAAUUCACCAUGCCAACCUGGCCACUGUCACGCAAACCUCCCUCUCUUAAUCCCAUUGUGCUGCAGUGACUCAGACAGACAGGACAGGGGAGCAGCGCACCUACAGCACCCCGUCUGCUGCUAGGGGCUCUUUAUUGACAUCUUGGAAUGCUGGUUAUUCAGGAAGAUCUAAAUUAAGCGUUGCAGAAGUGUUGCCCUCAAUGAGUCUUGUCCAUUUUGCUAGAUUGAAAUAGUUUAUAAAAUAAUGCCCCAUUUUGUGUAUCAACAUGUUUUCUCCAAAUUUUAAUGAGAAAUUACCUUUAAACCACAAUAGCCCAAAACUUCAGUAGAGGUGCCCUGUUUCUUCUCCAUCUCUCAAUCCACUGACAAACAAAAGAGUCUGAGAGUAAUAAGGAGAGAAGUAGCAGGAGCUGCUAAGAAGCGUGACUGCAGCCACCAUUUCAUGGCAUCAGCCCAGAAUUUACAUUCAACUGAUCAAAUACUGUACCCAUUUCCAAAUAAAUAGCUGCACUCUCCAUACAGAAUGGCAAACCCGAUAUCUAUCUUGAGGAAAGCAAGCAGAUUGAACUCUUGGCAUUGAAUCCCUGGAAUCCAAAUGGGAAUGGCAAAAGUAAGUUGGGCCAAGGACUUACUUAUGAGUAAA